AUGGAGCUUUCUUCAAAUCAAAAGCCAGAUAUAUCAGGAAGAAAGCAUAGAUGCCCCGGGAUUCCGUCUGAGAUUACAGAGGCAUUUCAAUAUUCUCCAUUAGCAUCACUCGUUAGCUUAGAGCCAUUAUUGCAAACGAUUCCGCAAUUGAAAGUGAAGUCAUGUGUAGAAUCGUUAUUAAAACUGUCAGACAGAGAGAAACAGAUGCUAGAUAUGCAGCUUGAAAGUUGCAAUGGUUUAGGACCUGAUAAAGAUAGUAAAAUGCCUUCUUCAGUAUUACAAGAGAUAUUAGAGCCAUUAAAGGGGAUACAAAUAAGUAAAUGGUCAUUUAAGGCACCAGGAAAGAUAGAACGUUAUAUGACAGAAAAUCAGGCGGAACCUUCUAGAUUAGAUGUAUUUUCACGUGUAUUGGUUGAUAAAUGCACUGUAGAUAUCAUAUAUCCAUCACCAGUGACACCGACAGCGCAUACAGGCCGAUUAAAAGAGGAAUUUAUCUCAGAUAAAGAGGGUUUCUUUGAAAAAACAACGGUUGGGUUUGAUUCGGAGGAAAUUGUAGAGGAAAAUGUACAAAAAGAGUCUAUAUCAGUACAACCAUUAACACCACAAUCAAAUAUAAUACCAUGCACACCUACAUCUAAAAAUAAUACACGAAAAAUGCAAUUGUCUGGUGGAUGCACGAAUAAAUCGAAGAGAUUUGUUGAUAUUUCAGAGAAAGAUGUAUAUCCUAUUGCUGUAGAUGAUCAAUUGAAGGAGGAAAGUGCAGUAGAUCAGUUACAAAAAUUAAUUCGAUUUAUUUUUGAAGCAGAAGAUGCAAUGGAAUCAGAUGGGUCACAUUUAGAGGUUGAAGAGUCGUAUAUUUCAUGCUGGUGUAAUGGAACGGUAUCUUUUGAUGGGCUUUGCUUAAAUAUGGAAAUGUUAAGUAAGUUGGAUCUUUGUAUUCGAAAAGUUUGUACGAUGGGUUUAAUUAAUACGUUACCUAUUGAUCUAUUACUACGAUUUCAAAAAAUAUGUGCGCGAUCUAUUGAUGAAACUCAAAUUAUAACAUUGACAAAGCAAUCGUUUGAAACAAAUUCGUAUGAAGAAAAUUUAUCUAUAAUUACGAAAAUAGGGAUAUCUGUUUAUUCGAUGACAAUACUAAUGCGGAUUUUAACAUCAGAGCAAUUGAGUAAACAGUUAUAUUCAGAGGAAAUUUUAAUAGAUAUGGCUUAUUUUUUAAAAUCGACGUUAGAUAAUGUCAUAUAUGUCUUGAUUGACUUUGAUGUUUCAAAAAAAUCUGAUGCAUUAAAAUUUAAAAAAUCGUUAAAUAUGAUAUUUUAUAAUGUUAUAAAUAUUAUAGAAUAUUUCUGUCAUUUGAUUAGCCUUAUUGAAAUCCCUGAUGGAGUUAUUACACGUCUUGAAUUUCUUUCUAUUCCUGCUAUAUUUGUUGAAAAUUCGGUUUCGAUUAAAGAUCAAUUAUUUAACAGUCAAGGAAUUGAAGCCUUGAAGGUGGCUUCUAUGGGUAUGAUUCAAUUGAUUCAUACCAAAUAUCCAGAUCAGCGUACGUUUAUAUUAGAUGAAAUUUUAACUGGUCUUGUUAAAUUACCAAUAAAUAAACAUCAGGCACGUAGAUAUAAAUUAAUUGAUGGAAAAUCUAUACAGCUUAUUUCCGCUUUAAUUAUGAAAUUAGUACAGUCAUGUGCUAGUUCAUAUAAGAGCGAUAAAGGAAUGAAUAUAUAUGAGUUUUUAGAGAAAGAUGCUAAUGAUAUGAGAAAUAAUAUUGAUUAUGCCAUGAAUAGUAAAUCUAGUGCGUCUGAACUUUUAGAAAUGAUUUUUGAUGCAAGUUCUCAAUUUAUGGAUUCUGUCACAGCGAAUGCUAAUCAUGUCGUAUCAUUUUUGCUCUCUAAAGCUAUGAAAAUAUCAAAGAUUACUAAUGAUUUUUCUCAUAAAAUAUUACUAGAUAUUUUCAUAGAAGAUCUCCUUUUAGUCUUACCAUUACCUUCAUGGCCAUCUUCUGAACUUCUUUUAAAACUCAUAGUUACUAAACUUUUAAAUUAUUUGGAAAAUGAUAAAGAAAGUUCACAUAUAAAAGGGCUAUCUCUUGAUUUUUUAGGAAUUAUUGCUUCAAAAAUUCGUCUUUUUUUUAAGAAUUCUACAGACUUUUCAAAUCAUUUAUUUAAAAGUGAUAUUCUUUCUCGCAUUUCUUCAAUUUUACAAGCAGGGAAUUUUUUUUUAGAAAAAUUGGAUGAUUUGAAAGAUUUGUUUAAACUACAUUUAUUAAUUAUUGAAUCUCUUAAUCUCAGAAACAUUGAGGAAUCUAAAGAUCAAAAUAUACUGCAAUAUUUAUGGUUACGAUGGAUAUAUUUCAUUAGAUCUUUGAGACAGAAGUAUACUUUGAAUAAUUCUACUGUUUCUGAUGAUUUUGCUUCUGAAAUUCUUAAAUUAGUAUAUUAUAUAGAUUUUUCAGAUAAUAAAAUGAUUGAGGAUGAUUCUCUUUCUGAUCAAAUUUAUCGAUUAUAUCUUUUAAAUCUAUCUAUUUAUUCUAUAUAUCAGUUAUUUGAUGCGAUUUUAUCUAGAAUCCUACGAUGCCUUGAUAGUAAUCAGAUAUCUAUAAGGACUAAAGCUCUUCGUUCUUUAGGACUAAUUGUAAAUAACGAUUCUUCCAUUCUUUCUAAUAUUGGAGUAAGACAACAUGUUGCUGCACGUAUUGCAGAUAUAUCAUCUCAAGUUCGUGAUGUUGCCAUAGAUCUAGUAGGAAAAUAUGCUAUCUUUCAGAAAGAAAUUGGACAACAAUAUUAUUCAGUUCUUAGUGAACGUAUAGCAGAUACUGGUCUUAGUGUGCGUAAACGCGUGAUUAGAUUUUUAAAAGAUUUUUAUACUAUAUCUGAUACUCAAGAAAUCCAAAUAGAUAUUGGGAGAAGAUUAAUUCAGCGUUUAUGUGACGAUGAAGAUAGUAUUAAAGAUCUUUCUGCAAAAACUAUUGAAGAUAUAUGGUUUUCUGUAUCGGACGAUCAAAAUGAGGGAAACAUAGCAUUAAUAAAAUUUAAAAAGAUUCAAACAGAAAAGAUUUUAGUUCUUCAAAGUAUCAUAGAAACUCUUCGAGAUGAAGAUAGAUUUUCAUUUAAAGUAUUUCUUCAAAAAAUAUCUAAAUCAAAAAAUAUGGAUUCUUCAAAUUUUAUACUUACUUCGUCUAUAAGUUUAAUGUUUGAUAUACUUUUAGAAUAUCAUCAAAAUCAGGAUAUGAAAAUGCUUGAAAAAUGCCUUAAUACUAUUGUAAUUUUUGCCGAAGCAUGUCCGAAAUUAUUUUCUACUGAUCAAUUGAUAAGUAUUCAGCCGUAUUUAAAUGGGUUAAAUUCUCCACAAGAACAAGUUAUAUUUUUUUAUACAGUUAUUAUCUAUCGCAAUGUUUUACCAUAUAUUCCCUCUAUAUCAAAAAAAUUUUUAAAUGAUCUACAAAAGAUGCUCCUUUCUCAAUUAACAAGGCUCCCGGCUAAGAUUCUAAAUGAAGUUGUUCCAUGUCUUUCGGUUUUAGCUAAUUUAUUUGGAGAUUAUGAGCGUGUUGGAAAAAUUAUUUCAUCUUGUAUAAAGGCUAUUGAACCAUAUAAGAUAAUAUUGCAAAAUAAAAAACAAAUUAGUGAUGAUAAAAAGUUAAUUCUACUUUUGCUCCUUCUUGGUUUAUUUGGACGUCAUUGUGAUUUAGAUAAUCAUUUUCAAGAUCUUAAUGUUUUUUUAAAAUUAAAACCAGAUACUUCAAUUGCUAAAUUUUUAAUUAAAACCAUAUCGAUAUUUUGUUCUUUAUCAUCAAAUAUUCAUAUAUCAGUUCAGAAGGUUGCUUUGCAUAGUAUAGGAAUUAUUUGUAUUUCACACUCCAAGUUUUUUCUUUGUGACCAAAACUUAGAAAUUAUGAGUAAUGUUUUUGAAGGCACGUCAAUUGAACUUCAAAAUACUCUUCUUUUGGUAUUUUAUGAUUUUCUUUCUCUUGAAGAAAAAGAGUUUAGAGUUUUUGAAAAAAAUAAUCAUUCAAUAAAAAAUAAAAUCGCUGAUGUAAAUAUCUUAACAGGAGAAAUGAAAAAAUUUGAAAAUGAUGGCACAAGCAUUUCUUUAAUACAAAGAUAUUUGCCUCAAAUUCUUGAAAUGUCUAUGAAUGAAGAUACAGCAUUAUCAAUUACAGCAGUUAAAAUUUUAGAAAUUAUUACUAAUAAUGGUAUCGCAAAUCCUAGAACGUGUAUUCCGACUAUUAUUGCUUUACAAGCUUCUCCUAAUAAAUUCAUUAAAGAUAUGGCUAUGAAAAUACAUCUAGGAAUGCAUGAAAAAUACGAAUCUUUGAUUGAGGGAUGCUAUAUCGAUGGUAUUAAAAUGGCAUUUCAAUAUCAAGUUCGUAUGAAAUGUUUCACUUCAAAUGAUUCUAAUCUUUUAUUUGUUUUUCCGUACAAUAUCAUUAAACAAAAUCGGCAAAGUCGCAAAAAAUUUCUAAUUUCAUUAACGAAAAUGCUAGAUAUUGAUAUGACACAGAUCAGUUUGCAUGAAAAUAUCAUUUUUUCAAGAUUUCUAGUUCAAAAUAUGGCGUCUUUUGAAUAUAGCACAAUUGAAGAAAUACAAUAUAUUAUUUAUAUUGCUGAUAGAAUUCUAUCAACUACAGGAAUUUCUUUGCAUCAACGAAUUGAAAUAGAAGAAUUUAAAUUCCAAGAUCAUGAUAUUAUUAAGAUUGCUAUAGCAUCUGUUCAAAUGUUAGCAUUAGUUUUAUUAAAAAAGUAUUUAAAAGAGAGUUAUGCGCUAACAGAACAAAAAUGUCGUUCCUUUGACCCUAAUAAGACUGGAAAUUCUAAGGAUACUAAACUUUCAAGCAAGCUGCGUGAUGUUCCAUUAAAUUUAGAUUCUAUACCAAAUAUUACUGAUUCCAUGAUAACUAGAGACGUUGCUGAAAAAAUUAUACAAAACUUUUACGAUGUAAUUUCAAAUGACGAUACCAGUUAUACUGAAUUCAUAGAAACGAAUGAACACAAACAAACUGAAGAAAAUGAAACAGAAACUUAUAAUGAUGAUGAUGAAAUAGAUGAAUUGGUAAAAACGAAAAAAAAACAUAAGAAAAAAUUAAAAAGAAAGGGGAAAUCUUUCAGAAAUGGCAUAUCAAAAAAGAAAUAUAAACAAGAUAUUAGUGAUAGUGAUUGAAAUAUUAAUAAUAUUGACCUCAUGUGUUUACAAACAAUUAUAUUAUACAAAUCAGUUUUAAAUCACUGCAUUAUAGAUUGUAUAAUUAUUUAUAAUAAAAUAUUAAUGAAAUUUAUAUGCAAGA
Molecule: messenger RNA, 5269 nt
Organism: Pneumocystis murina B123
Lineage: Eukaryota; Fungi; Ascomycota; Pneumocystomycetes; Pneumocystales; Pneumocystaceae
Exons: 20
Coding region: 1-5145 (1714 amino acids)
Biological process (GO): establishment of mitotic sister chromatid cohesion; regulation of gene expression; replication-born double-strand break repair via sister chromatid exchange
Cellular component (GO): Scc2-Scc4 cohesin loading complex
Molecular function (GO): chromatin binding
Source: RefSeq, a predicted model, not a curated record